This is a messenger RNA of Ilyonectria robusta, 492 nucleotides long. RefSeq lists its product as uncharacterized. Lineage: Eukaryota; Fungi; Ascomycota; Sordariomycetes; Hypocreales; Nectriaceae. The record is from RefSeq and is a predicted model, not a curated record. The transcript is spliced from 2 exons. Bases 1 to 492 code for a protein of 163 amino acids.
AUGGGGAGGCUAAGCACGGUCUGCACAAAGGGUGACGAGAGAGACUGGUCAUGUCUAUGUCAUGAGGCGGAGGAAUUCAGGGGCAUUAACCGGUCUGAUUGGGCACCGACUUUGUGUGAGGCCCAUGGUCAAGGAUCCAAGAUGGAGCCUCAAACCAGGCUUUGCGAUCCGAUCUUAAUGGUCAAUCUACUCUUCUCCACACACACAGGCGCCGAAAUCGUACUCGGACCUCGUCCAGACGAGCGCUGCACUCUCCGCCCCAACCCUAAGUGGCGCACGUGGCUCCUCAACGGUGCGGGCCUAGAGCAGGAUGGGCCAGGGAGUUACAAGGAUCGGAGUGAGGUCUUCGUGAGACGAGAUGAGGAGACAGAGGAGGCAACGACGGAAAGAGAAGAGGAGAGAGGAGAGGAGAGGAGGAGAGAGGAAAAGAGAGGAGAGGAGAGGAGAGGGGAGAGGAACAGGGGACAGGGCGGUGUACUACGCAGCAGAUAG